This is a messenger RNA of Phytomonas sp. EM1, 2249 nucleotides long. NCBI's taxonomy places the organism in Eukaryota, Euglenozoa, Kinetoplastea, Trypanosomatida, Trypanosomatidae. The record is from the annotation of a GenBank genome assembly.
GGUAUAGUUUAAGAAGGGCAUUUUUUUGUUUCAUAUUAUGAUUGGUUAAAAUACACACACUUAUAUAUUUAUUUAUAUAUAAGGAAAAUAUUUUUUUCGUACUUUUCCUUAAUUAUCCUUAAUAUGUAAAGAUUUUGCUUUUGUUUUCUUCAUUUAUCAACAAGUAUUCCAUAAUGGCUUCAAGCACGUAGGGGGUAAUAAAAUGUUGGUUUUCUGCUUGUACCUGGUUUCUAGUGAUUUUUUAUUGAUUCCGAUUUAUAAAUUUGACGUCUGAAUGUAAGAAAGAGAGGGGUAUAGUCUAGGUUGAUGUGUUUGGUUCUGUUGAAAUCAAAAAAUCAAUAAAUCUGUUUUCCUAUUUAAAAACCUGAAAUGAAUAAUUAGGAAGCUACAAUGAACCUAAUGAUUCCUUUUGUACAGUAAAACUGUUGUAAACUGUUCGUUUAAUUUUUAAAAUAAAAAAAUCAUGAAUUUUUUUUCAGCUCAAUUGUGUUUUCCCUACAAACCUUUUCAUAUACCCCUUUGUAUUUUAAAUAUGUAUUCCACUAAUAAUUUACGCGCAUUGUUCCAAAAAUAAAAACGUAAAUGAUCCAUAUUCAUUUUAUGCUGACUGUUCUUUUUUCCAUCUACACGGUGAUCGCUCUAUAGUUCUGCUUAAUGCGGAUGGAGGGAUAUCUACAAUAUAUAUGAUUUUUUUUGUCAUCGUUAUUAUUUAUUACUGUUGUUAUUAGUUUAUUAAUAUCCUAGAUGUUUUGUGAAAAGUGUUGACUUAUCUUUCCUUGACACUGUAAUGAUGGCCUCGUGUCAUUAAAAAGGCCCUAAUUUGUUAAUUCCGUGCUUGUUUGCUGGCGAUAAGCUUACGUGGUCUUAGCCAUUACCCGCAAAGUGUGUACUAUUUUUCUUUUUUUCCUCUUUUGCUCUUCCCUCCCCCCCCCUCCCCCCCUUCUCUGCUUCCAGGUACAAUCCGUGUGAACAUUCAAGGCCGAAAGGGUCGGAUUCAACGCGAAAAUAGGGCGGGAAAGGGAGUUGUCCGUCCUCAAAAAUCCCCCUUUCAUGCGAUGUAUCGUCGGUGGUCCACCUCCUUAGUGGGCGGAUGCCUUCUAGGCGUCAUCGUCGCCCUCCCAUCGCUCACCAUCCCCCGUCGUGGGGUGAAACUUCUCAACCCCAUUGGCAAACAAGGCAGCCAACAUUACGGGGUGGAGCCUCAACUCAAGGCGGGCAAGGACGUCCAGUUAAAGCACACGGAGAUGUACGACGGCUACACCGACGACUUUGGCGUCUUUAAAGAAGGCCCCCCGAUUGCCCUCCGGCUGGAGUACAUCCGCUCCCCCGAUCACGGCUUCUCCCAACAACUCUUGCAGAAGGAUAUUUGGUCGCCCUUCCAGGUCGGCGCCGGGAUGAUGAGCUACACCCCGUUGUAUUACGACUGGCAGGGCUUCUCCAGUCGGGAUUAUUGGGGCCACCGGAGCGGAACAAACCCCGGGAGUAAAGUCGUGAUGGGGCAUUACCGCCGAGACGAGCAACGCGCGUGGGGGUAUCGCGUGAUGAUUAACCACAAACCGCAGAAACGGGUCCCGAAAUGGCUCGCCUGUGUCGUGCAUUUGCCACGGCAAAAGACCUUCUUGGGGUUUUUCCUCUACGCCAACGGCGCCUAUGUCGCGGAGCUGCUGACGUACAAACAACUCCCGCGGAUUACGUACAACCGCCCGUUUCAAGGCUGCCUUCCGACGAUCGGGCAGACCGUUUCGCUUGGCGAGGUCACUUACGGGAAGGAGCUGCACUCGUUGGAGAUGUAUCCUGGGCAUGGUGGAGUGAUCUGCCGCGCGAGUGGAACCGCCGCGGUGGUACUCCGAGGCUCCGAACCGAACCUCGUUCCGGUGCUCCUCCCUUCCAAGGAGGUGCGGUUGUUUGAUAGCAGCUGCCACGCCGUUUUCGGCCGUCGCGCGGGGGUGAUGUACAACAAACAACGGAAUUAUGGCAAGCGAAACGUCGAGGCGAAUAUGCCGCAUCGGCCGAAGGUGCACGCGAAGUCGAAGCGCGUCUCCAGCCACCCUGCGGGGGGUGGAAAUGGGGGCUCGCCAAACCUUUUGGUACCCCUAGACUGGCGGAUUCACCCGCGAAAUUGCGUGCGAUCGAAGUAUUGGCUUUCGGGGUAUAUUAUACGAGGGCGGCAGUACAACAAACAACAAGCGGUUGCGGAUAUUAAAUCGAAGACCUAUAGCUGGGCGAACCGUGAUCCUGUGUAUCGGUAA